AUGAUCGUACCAAUAUUCACGCUUAGGUUUAAUCAUAAAAUUUUCGCUGGUUUGACUACAGUUGGCCUCUAUGAUGGCAAACAUCCUUGCUUAACGUGUGCUACCACAGCCGGAAAGAUAUUGGUUCAUAAUCCUCACGCAAGGUUCAAUGAAGGUGGCCGUAUAAGUGCUGGAACCGAAUCGGACGUACAUUUACUGAAUAUAGGACAACAAAUAACCGCUUUAACUGCUGGUGCUUUGAAUUCGAAUGUAAAUAAAGACUUCUUAGUUGCUGGGACACAAACGAGCAUUCUAGCCUAUGAUGUUGAUCAAAAUGCAGAUUUAUUCUACAAGGAUGUUGCAGAUGGAGUAAACGUUGCUGUUGUAGGUCAAUUAGGCCAAAUUGAUUGUCCAAUAGCAGUUGUGGGUGGUAACUGUUCUAUACAAGGAUUCGACUACGAGGGCAAUGAUUUAUUUUGGACAGUUACAGGAGAUAACGUUCGAGCAAUGGCGUUAUGCGACUUCACGCGAGAUAAUGAGCAAGAGUUAAUAGUUGGCUCCGAUGACUACGAUAUACGUGUAUUCAAGAAGGACGAAUUAGUUUCAGAAAUGACAGAAACAGAAGCUGUGACAUGUCUUUGCCCUAUGUCAGGUAGUAAAUUUGGAUAUUCUCUAGCUAAUGGUACUGUUGGUGUUUAUGACAAAACAACACGAUACUGGAGGAUUAAAUCUAAGAAUCAGGUAGUAUCAAUAUUUAACUACGAUCUUGAUGGUGAUGGUGUUGUCGAGCUGAUAACUGGAUGGUCGAACGGAAAGGUUGAUGCUCGCAAUGAUAGAACUGGAGAAGUUAUGUUUAAAGAUAAUUUUCCAAGUUCGAUUGCUGGAAUUAUAAAGGCUGAUUACCGAAUGGAUGGGCAGCAAGAACUUAUAUGUUGUUCUAUUAACGGAGAAGUUCGAGGUUAUUUACCUAUGGAACAAUCAGGUGGCACUACAGCUCCGACAACAGAAAAGGACGUAUUUAGGGAGCUGAGCCUUAAAAAACAGAAUCUGUUAACUGAACUAAAAAAUUAUGAAAAAAAUGUGAAAGCGCAUAAGUUGCCUGUAGGACUAGAAAAGAGCGAGAUUGAUGGAACUCCAGUGGGAUUAAUACCAGCUAACACGCAGCUGCUUGUAACCCUUGAUGUUAGUCCUGGCGAUGCAAAUAUACAGCCUCACAUCGUUCUUCACAUAUCUACCAGCAAUGAUACUAUCCUUCGAGCAAUUAUUAUAUUUGCUGAAGGAAUAUUUAAAGGCGAAAGUCAUGUAGUCCAUCCGAGUCCUCAAAAUGUAAGCAAUAAGUUAGAUGUUCGAAUAUUUCCACAAAAAGAUGGCGUUGUAGAUUUGCAUAUAAAGGCUCUAGUCGGUUACAAAUCAAGCGUUCAAUUUCAUACAUUUGAAAUGACACGCCAAAUUCCAAGAUUUACCUUAUAUAUCGUGGCUCCUGAUGAUACACCGGAACCCAAAUCAUCCGUGGUUUUUCAUAUCACCGAAAGAAUAAAUAGGGUUGUUAUGUGGAUAAAUCAAAACUUUUUAUUACAAAAGGAAAUUGAAGCUGAGGAUGAGCUUAAUGUUAAAUUGAUAUGUUUACGAGAAAAUACUCCCUUGUUUGUGAAUAUGGAACCAAAUCAAAAUGGCAAAAUUACUAUCAAAACAGAUAAUAUGGAUCUUGCUGGUGACAUAAUCCAGGGAUUAACAACUUUUUUAGGGAUCGAGGACCUGCAAGUUACGGCAGAUUUUCCAGAUUACUUAGGAUACCUACGAAGUGUCCUUGAAAAGGUUGAUGAAUAUCACUCGACAAGUGAGAAGCUUACUGCAGAAAUGGCUGAUCAUUCAAAUCUCAUUCGAAGUUUAAUAGUUAGAGCCGAAGAUGCUCGUAUAAUGGGCGAUAUGCUGAACAUGAAAAGAGGCUACAUGGAACUAAAUACCGUCAAUCGCGAUCUGAUAAGCCAAUAUAGCAUUCGAUGUAAUAAUCAUACGGAGCUGUUAUCUAAUUUAAAGAUUGUUAAUCAAACUAUACAGAAAGCGGGAAGGCUAAGAGUUGGCAAAUCUAAAACCCAAGUCAUAGCAGCAUGCAGAGCCGCAAUUAAAUCCAAUAAUAUUAGCAGCCUGUUCAAGAUUAUUAAAGCUGGUUCAUCGUAG
Molecule: messenger RNA, 2157 nt
Organism: Trichoplax adhaerens
Lineage: Eukaryota; Metazoa; Placozoa; Uniplacotomia; Trichoplacea; Trichoplacidae
Exons: 22
Coding region: 1-2157 (718 amino acids)
Biological process (GO): non-motile cilium assembly
Cellular component (GO): motile cilium; neuron projection; ciliary basal body
Molecular function (GO): protein binding
Source: RefSeq, a predicted model, not a curated record